Drosophila sulfurigaster albostrigata is the source of this 491-nucleotide messenger RNA. It is a transcript of the gene VhaM9.7-b, whose product is annotated as V-type proton ATPase subunit e. Gene Ontology annotation, biological process: proton transmembrane transport. Gene Ontology annotation, molecular function: proton-transporting ATPase activity, rotational mechanism. Gene Ontology annotation, cellular component: proton-transporting V-type ATPase, V0 domain; plasma membrane proton-transporting V-type ATPase complex. Lineage: Eukaryota; Metazoa; Arthropoda; Insecta; Diptera; Drosophilidae. The coding region runs from base 43 to 312 and encodes 89 amino acids. The transcript has 3 exons. The record is from RefSeq and is a predicted model, not a curated record.
AGAUCUUCAGUAUUACAUAUAAGUUACAAACAGUGCCUAAAAAUGGUUGAAGCCUACGUUCCCCCAGUUAUUAUCACUGCUAUUUGGGCCUUUAUUGGCAUCAUUUGCCCCUUCUUUGCUCGGGGCCCUAACAGGGGUGUUACCCAGUGCUGCAUUAUGCUUACUGCUGUUACCUGUUGGCUAUUUUGGCUUUGCUGUUAUUUGACGCAGAUGAAUCCCCUGAUCGGACCCAAACUAUCCAUGAAUGAAAUUAUGAUAAUGGCCCGAGAAUGGGGCAAUGAAAUUAAGGAUACCAUGGAUGUUACAGUGUAACUUGUAAAUAUGUGGGUCAUUCCAUCGAAAAGAUUUGUUUAUGUUUCUUUGAUUCAUUUUUGAUCCAUCCCACAAAUGUGUUAAUCAAAUGUUUCUUUUUUUGAAAACUGUUUAAGUUUGCAUUAUAUUAUUAUGUACGAGUAAAUAAAUCCCAUAUUCGUGGAUGAAGUUUAAAAGAA